This is a messenger RNA of Condylura cristata (star-nosed mole), 2618 nucleotides long. It is a transcript of the gene ALDH1B1, whose product is annotated as aldehyde dehydrogenase 1 family, member B1. Lineage: Eukaryota; Metazoa; Chordata; Mammalia; Eulipotyphla; Talpidae. Gene Ontology annotation, molecular function: aldehyde dehydrogenase (NAD+) activity. The transcript is spliced from 2 exons. The coding region runs from base 143 to 1693 and encodes 516 amino acids. The record is from RefSeq and is a predicted model, not a curated record.
CUCAUUGGCGGCGCAUCCACUCGACUGCGCGGAGGCGGGACGAGUGGGGAGCUCCGGACUGGAGGCUGCACUGCACCCGGAGAGCUGAUCCUGCACUGCAGCGCUGCCCAAUCCUCCACAGCCCCUUUCCAGAUAAGUCAGCAUGCUGCGCUUCCUGGUGCCCCGGCUGCUUUGCCUUCGAGGCAGGACAGCCCCAUACUCCUCAGCGGCCCUCCCAAACCCCAUCCAGAACCCAGAUAUCCGCUACAACCAGCUGUUCAUCAACAACGAGUGGCAAGAUGCGGUCAGCAAGAAGACCUUCCCCACGGUCAACCCCACCACGGGAGAGGUCAUAGGGCAUGUGGCUGAAGGAGACCGGGCUGACGUGGAUCGCGCUGUGAGAGCAGCCCGCGAGGCCUUCCGCCUGGGGUCCCCGUGGCGCCGGAUGGAUGCCUCUGAGCGGGGCCGGCUGCUGAACCGCCUGGCUGACCUGGUGGAGCGGGAUCGUGUCUACUUGGCUUCGCUGGAGACCUUAGACAACGGGAAGCCAUUCCAGGAGUCUUAUGUCUUGGACCUGGAUGAGGUCAUCAAGGUGUACCGCUACUUCGCUGGCUGGGCUGACAAGUGGCACGGCAAGACCAUCCCCAUGGAUGGGGAGCAUUUUUGCUUCACCCGGCAUGAGCCCGUUGGCGUCUGUGGCCAGAUCAUUCCCUGGAACUUCCCCCUGGUCAUGCAGGGCUGGAAGCUCGCCCCAGCGCUUGCCACGGGCAACACUGUCGUCAUGAAGGUUGCAGAGCAGACCCCUCUCUCCGCCCUGUACUUGGCCUCCCUCAUCAAGGAGGCAGGCUUUCCCCCUGGGGUGGUGAACAUCAUCACCGGCUACGGCCCCACAGCAGGAGCGGCCAUCGCCCAGCACAUGGAUAUUGACAAAGUGGCCUUCACUGGCUCCACCGAGGUGGGCCACCUGAUCCAGAAGGCGGCUGGUGAUUCUAACCUCAAGAGAGUCACGCUGGAGCUGGGUGGGAAGAGCCCCAGCAUCGUGCUGGCUGACGCCGACAUGGGCCACGCUGUGGAGCAGUGCCACGAAGCCCUCUUCUUCAACAUGGGCCAGUGCUGCUGUGCAGGUUCCCGCACCUUCGUCGAGGAAUCCAUCUAUGAUGAGUUUCUGGAGAGAACCGUAGAGAAAGCUAAGCAGAGGAAAGUUGGGAACCCCUUUGCGCUGGACACCCAGCAGGGUCCCCAGGUGGACAAAGAACAGUUUGAAAAAAUCCUGGGCUACAUCCAGGUCGGCCAGAAGGAGGGUGCCAAGCUCCUCUGCGGCGGGGAGCGUUUGGGGGAUCGUGGUUUUUUCAUCAAGCCCACAGUCUUUGGUGGAGUGCAGGAUGACAUGAGGAUUGCUAAGGAGGAGAUCUUUGGCCCUGUGCAGCCCUUGUUCAAGUUCAAGAAGAUCGAGGAGGUGAUCGAGAGGGCCAACAAGACCAGGUAUGGUCUGGCUGCUGCGGUGUUCACCCGGGACCUGGACAAGGCUUUGUACUUCACGCAGGCCCUCCAGGCUGGGACAGUUUGGGUGAACACCUACAACAUUGUCACCUGCCACACGCCCUUCGGAGGCUUUAAGGAGUCUGGCAAUGGGAGGGAGCUGGGGGAGGAUGGGCUGAAGGCCUAUACCGAGGUGAAGACAGUCACCAUCAAGGUUCCAGAGAAGAACUCGUAAGUGUAACACCACGGAGACCCAGCUGCAGUCCUGGCGUGCUGCAACCACUCCACCAUGCUUGUGUGGGCCUCCCAGGAACAAAUAAAGAGGUUUAAAGGGUUUUAAGUAAAGCAUUUAAAAUCAGAGCUGCACUAGUUAGAGCAGGGGUGGGGGCUGGGCCAUCUGCUACCCAACCUCCCUGUUGGCUUUGAGUUACUUCCUUGCAACCAUGGAAGUCUCCAGAAGAUUGAUUAAAACAGCUGAUCCAGAUGAUGGCUUUAGUUCUUCUUACUGGUCCAGGGACUUCCCAGUGCAUUAGCCUGAUGGCUGUUCCAGACUGUGGCUUCUUCCUACUGAUUCAGGGACUUCCCUGAUGGAUUCAACUCAGAGCUGGGAUUGGAAGGCACUAGGAUUUUUUGGGUAGAUAACCCUCUUCUGUUUUUCUAGACUUCACUUGAAAAUUGACAUGACAUAAAACUCAAGGAUGUUUUCCUUUUCUAAAUACCAGUUGCUGACUGUUUUGCUUGUUUGUUUGUGAUUUUGCUACUGAUUUUCUUAAAUUUUAGAAAAGGAAUUACUAACAAAUCAUGUAUUUACAUAACCAGAUAAACAAUCCAAAUGCCCAUUAGCUGGUGAGUGGAUAAACAAAAUGUUCCCUUGGACUAUUCCAUGUACUGGUCUGCCCUAAAAAGGAAUGAAGGAAGUCCUAUCAUCUUCUACAACAUGGGUGACCCUUAAAACCGUUAUGACCUUAUAUUGUAUCAAUAGACAAGUCCCAAGACAGACACUUGCAACUAGAUGUUGCCAGGCACUGGGGGAGGAGGGAAGUGGGUGUAACUGCUCACCUGUAUGGGAUUUCUUUGGGGGAUGUUUUGAAAUCUUCUGGAAUUGAAUAGUGGUAAUGGUUGCACAGAUUUACAGGUUUACACUAAAAUAUGUACACGUG